CAGAUCGCGUCAAUGUGUAAAUGUUGUGUCGUUAAACUCGCCACCACCCGACACAGCAACUGAUUCAAGAAAUUUGAUUAUACUCAGCCUGAGGACUUUGAAGACGACGACGGUGACUUCUCAUCGGCCUCUCUUCCGCCAAGCAAAAUGUCUCAAGCGGUGACCAAUUCUGACGAUGAAAAUGGCGACAAGGCAAAGCCUGCAAAGAAGGCCUUGAGCGGAACCAAGAAGUCCCGUCAAGUCACGGCCUUGAACACAGCAGCAGGAACAGCAAGAGACGGAAGACCGUCCCUGGACGACGAGCGUCUCUUUGAGAGGGAGCUCAAGGAGGUCCUUGCCCUCGCUGGUGAUCAGACGGAAGUGGCGGCGUCUUCGCGGGAGAGUUCACAGGAAGCCGUGGGCAGUGCCACCGUCAACACGGACGACCCACCCGACAACGAGACGGGCGAGUCCUCGGAGUCCGCUGGGAAGUCCGACAGCGAUGACAGCGACCACAAGAAGCCCUUCUGGAAGUUCAAGGUGCCUAGGGUCACCGCCGCCACCGCCAACAGGAGAGGGAGCAAAGCCGCCGUGGCCAGGGGCAGCAGAACAACGGGCGCGGCGCCUGGAGCCGGGGCGGAUGUCGGGCCAGAUCCUGCCCCUCGGCAAUCAGCGAAGCGCCUCCCCCCGCCCGCGUUCAACGAAGCCGGCGUCGCGGAUCGUGCCACCGCAUCGCCUCUACCCAAGUGGGUUCCUCCAGGUCCGGCCUUGCAUCUUGGCCUCUCGAAACGAGCCAAGCUGACGCCUCUCCACCCUGACUCAACAUGAAACCACCACGGAUCACCACAGAUCACCACGGACCACCACAGCCCGCCACAGCCACCAGCCACUGACUCUUUCAACAUGCCAUGACAUGUCCCAGUCAGCCACUAAGCCAUUCCACUUGCCACGGUCUGUGAGUGAUACAUUCCAAACACCGAGCACUACCACAGUUUGCCACUGAACCAUGGCCUUGUCUGGGACAAGCACUGCCCCAUUCAACCGCCAAGGGCUACUACCACUGACAGCCCAAGUGCAACUCAACUUGCCAUUACUCAGCGUAUACAAGACCCGCCAUGCCUCAAUAGGUGCGGUCUGCUGUAAGCUCACCUGACUUGCCACCGUAGAGAUUGCCACAGUCCGCUGUGAGGUGACUGCUCGCUGCCUGCAGCCACGGCCUAAAGCACGGCUGCUAGACUGACUUGAACCACCGCCGAAGACAACCUCAGCUGCCGUGGCUGAAAUCUGAGGCACAGUUUAACAGUGAAAGCCCUUGAUUCCAAUUCAAUAGCACGUUUUUUGUUAGCACAUGGAUGAAAAUCAUCUGAAUAACUUAGUUUUAAUGCUUUUCGUUAGAGUCUGUAGAGCAGUUUCGUUCUGCAUUUUGUUUAUUGUUAUAUAGCACGAGUGUUUGGUGUAAACUUUAACGCAAGACUGGUUAUAAUUCUGUAUGACUUCACGAGAUAUUGGCCGGAACUAGAAAUGUUUUCAUCCUGGCCUCACUGCACAACUCUCAACCCAUUGUCCUGAAAUUUAAGACGUGGCCCCAAAUUCAAACGGCUGUUAUCUUUCGAUUAAAAGCUUUCGUGACUGCAGGGAUUCAUCUUCUUGGU
Messenger RNA from Lethenteron reissneri (Far Eastern brook lamprey), 1631 nucleotides. Its product is annotated as nuclear ubiquitous casein and cyclin-dependent kinase substrate 1-like. The record is from RefSeq and is a predicted model, not a curated record. NCBI's taxonomy places the organism in Eukaryota, Metazoa, Chordata, Hyperoartia, Petromyzontiformes, Petromyzontidae.